Messenger RNA from Xenia sp. Carnegie-2017, 1293 nucleotides. Its product is annotated as serine/threonine-protein kinase/endoribonuclease IRE2-like. The transcript is spliced from 2 exons. NCBI's taxonomy places the organism in Eukaryota, Metazoa, Cnidaria, Anthozoa, Malacalcyonacea, Xeniidae. Gene Ontology annotation, biological process: IRE1-mediated unfolded protein response; mRNA processing; intrinsic apoptotic signaling pathway in response to endoplasmic reticulum stress. Bases 1 to 1293 code for a protein of 430 amino acids. Gene Ontology annotation, molecular function: protein tyrosine kinase activity; ATP binding; protein serine/threonine kinase activity. The record is from RefSeq and is a predicted model, not a curated record. Gene Ontology annotation, cellular component: IRE1-TRAF2-ASK1 complex.
AUGCACCAACAAAAGUUCAGAAUGAUGGAAGAAUAUGGGCAGGAAAAUCCAAGAAAAGUUAAACUUGUGAAUGGUGUAGAGGUUAUUUGUUCUGAGGAGUUUUUGCUUGGUAUGGGAAGUGAUGGAACUCGUGUUUACCUUGGAUUCGGAAAAGAUGGUUACGGAAAAGCAGUAAAACGAUUGCUUCGAGAUAACUGUGUGGAGUUAGCAGAACGAGAAAAAGAUAUGUUGAAUGAGUUGAAUGCCAAGCGUUCAAAUUAUGUUGUGAAUUAUUGGUAUCUUGAAGCAGAACCAAGCACAGAUUAUUUGUAUUUGAUAUUAGAUUUGUGUGAAGAAUCGUUAGAAAGUUUUGUGAAAUCUUCUACUUUGCAAGAUCUUCAAAAAGCACUUCCUACAAUUCUUAUGCAGAUUUUAAAAGGUUUAGCUGAUCUUCACAGUGAUCCGUAUCCUAUUCUUCAUCGGGAUUUAAGACCAUCAAACGUUCUUCGAGAUGUACAAGGUAAUUUUUUAAUCGCUGACUUUGGUAUAAGUCAUAUGUUAUCUGAUGAAACUUCGACACAUCGGAGCAUACAAAGAGGAGCUAAAAAUUGGAUAGCUCCAGAGUCAUAUAACGCAUCAGAUGAUACAAUUAAAAAAGUUCGUUACAAAAAAGAGUCUGACAUUAUGAAUGCCGGAAUGGUGGCUUAUUAUGUUGCAACAAAGGGGAAACAUCCUUUUGGACCUGAACGGCAAAGACUAGACAACUUAUUAAACGGAAACCCAGUUGGCUUGGACAAAAUCAAGGAUGCCACGUUCAAAGACCUUUUAUCGUGGAUGCUACAGCUAAAACCGGAAGACAGACCCUUGGCCAACGAAGCAUUGAAACAUCCUUUUCUUAUGUCAGAUGACGAAAAGUUUGAAAUGUUAUGUAAAGUUGGGAACCAACGACCAAUUAAAAUAAAUGAUAUCAAUUCAAGUGUCGUUCAACAAUUAAAUAGUGAACCCUCCGAUUGGAAAAGUCGAAUACAUCAUGAUGCCUAUAAUUAUUUUUGUACUGAUAAGGUGAGUGGAAAGAUUGUUAAGUAUGGGCUUUCAUGGACAGAUUGCUUAAGAUUUAUUCGAAAUGUUGGCCUGCAUUGGUACGAUAAACCACGGCCAACACCACAACCUGAACCACUUGAAAAGAUUGGCGAUCCAAAGGAGUACUUUCUUGAAACAUUUCCAAAUCUUCCUGUUUUGGUGCAUGCGGCUGUCAGAUCAAAUGAUGAAUGGAAAAACAAACCAGAUCUCAAAACCUUUUUCAUUUUUGAUUGA